UCUUGUGUUUCGUUUGAACAGCGCUAUGCGAACGUUGACCCGGCUUAGAAUGGCGUUCAGAGUGUCUAGUAGAAGGAAAACGCUCUCUGCUGCUUUCUUAGGAUUAAUUGUGCUGAAAAGUUGUUUAUUUUUACUGCAGUACUACAACGAAGUUGUUUAUAGAGACACUUUGGCUCAUAGAAAACCUGUUAGAAGAGAAACUACAGUGGAAAAACCAGUUUUAGGAUUCACGAAGCCUGGUCAAUCAAUGCAGGAAUACAAUGAGACAGAUUUUCCAAAAACUACAAGAAAAAAACUUAUCUUAUAUUGGUCUGGCGUCAGAGGGCAUAAAGUUCCCGUUCAAAAGUCAGGAGUCAAUCAUUCGCAUUUUUGGCCUUUUUUCUACGCGGGAAAGAAUUGUCCAGUGCCGUGCGAGCUUUCAAACGACCAAGACAGAGCACACGAGGCAAGUGCUUUUGUGGUCCACGCCAGAGAACCUGAUAUCUGGAACCUUCCACCGUUGGAACAUCUCGCUCCUUGGAUUCUACAGACAAACGAGAAUCCCGUUUACACGCCUUCUCUUUCUGAUCCAACUCUCAUGUCCAAGUUUAAUCUACUGAUAAGCUAUCGACUGGAUUCUGAUUUCCCUGCUCCUAUUUACCCAAUGCCCGAGCUUACACCGCCAGUUCCGUUUGAAAAGAGGCUGGGAGAUGUUCUAGCGGUGUUUUCAAAGUGUGAGCCUGUCAGAACUGAAUACAUGCGGCAGCUUAUGAAAUACAUUGACAUUGAUUCUUAUGGCGCUUGCUUGAGGAAUAAAGAUGGUUUGAUCGGACUUUAUGGGAAGGUAAAAAACCGUUAUGUUUUUAAGGAGCACAAGUUGAUUCUUUCUCGAUAUUAUAAAUUUUCUCUGGUUUUUAUGAACCAAGAUUGUGACUAUUUCGUUGAUGAUCGACUCUACCACGCACUUACUUCCGGUUCGGUACCAGUUUACAUGGGAACCGACAAAAUCGACGAAUUUUUGCCGGGAAAUUUAAAAGGCGCCGUCAUCAAAGCAGGUGACUUCGAGAGCCCAAAACAUUUAGCGGAAUAUCUGAAAUUCUUAUCUAAGAAUGAAACAGCUUAUAAUAAAUACCUAGAGUGGAAAUGGAAAGGACUAGGAGAUAUAAGYGACUCUGUGAUUGGUCAGUGGUGGAAGCCUAGGUAUCCCUUGUUCUGUCAGGUAUGUAUGGCGCUGGUCAAGGGAAAGCUUCAUCACGGGCUCAAGGUCGACAAGUGUAAACCGAGGACUUACGAGGACUGGAACCUAGAAGACCCAAGUGCUGUAUAUUUUGACUUUUAUACUUUGGGUAUUUAUGCUGUCUUUGCAGCAAUAGCUCUAUGGAUAAUGAUCAYAUAGCAUUUAGGUUGAGUGAUACUAUGGCAACCGUGGUCAAUCCUGUCGCUAUAGCAACGAUGUGGUUUUCUUAUAAUAGAGAGUAGUCGUUUAUCAACGACUUACUUUAAGGGUAGUUUAUCCCAUUGAAGUGAUCCUCUUCGAGGUUCCGUUUAAUCCGAAAUGGCUGCUUUCAAACGACCUUUUCUUGAAACUUGCAGCACUGGAACGGAGUCAUGUUUCGGGUAAAAUAAUAGAUUAAUAGAUUAACRAGAGACGCGUUUUGGCGYCAAAAUUCCCCCCAAAAAUCCACAAGUACCCCAACAAAAUAGGAGAAAACUCUCCCCCACCCCCUCCCCCCCCCUUCGCUACGCCCAGGAACUAAACCCCUCGAUUCUAAUUUUUUAAGGGGAGGGAGGCAGAGCUGUCUCCAAGAAAUAUCGAAUAUGUAACGGUAAGCCAAGACAGGGUUCUCUCUUAAAAUUGACGUAAGCCUCGUUCAAYUUCAUAGGAAUAUUUCACACCUGUAUGUGCAGGUCACAUCUCGUGUAA
Messenger RNA from Actinia tenebrosa (Australian red waratah sea anemone), 1903 nucleotides. Its product is annotated as GDP-fucose protein O-fucosyltransferase 3-like. The record is from RefSeq and is a predicted model, not a curated record. Gene Ontology annotation, cellular component: membrane. Gene Ontology annotation, molecular function: alpha-(1->3)-fucosyltransferase activity. NCBI's taxonomy places the organism in Eukaryota, Metazoa, Cnidaria, Anthozoa, Actiniaria, Actiniidae.